This is a messenger RNA of Eruca vesicaria subsp. sativa (arugula), 456 nucleotides long. Lineage: Eukaryota; Viridiplantae; Streptophyta; Magnoliopsida; Brassicales; Brassicaceae. The record is from the annotation of a GenBank genome assembly.
AUGAUAGCUGCUUUAGCAAAUUUGAUCUUCUCAACUGUAAGUUUUUUGUCCAAUUCGAUUUCUUAUGUGAUCUUCCACGUCGCAGCAUGUUCCUUCUGUCUAUUUGUUCAAACCUUCAAGAUUCCAGGGGAAGCCAUUUAUGCCUUGAUCAAGCUGGUAAGAGAUACAACCGAGUCCUUUUUUCUCAAAUUAUGCAAACUAGGUGUUGAUUUAAUCAGUGAAAUGUUUACUACAUUACUUGAUCUGGCGAAAGGACGAGUCAUGCGAAUAUCAGAUUCGAUUUCAUUGACGAUUGGUAAUGUGAGUGAGAAAGGAAUGCCAUGGCUUAAUCAAUUUCUCGAGGAAUGGCCGAAAGUUUUCGACGGAUUUAUCGAAAUGGUAUUAACCGUGGUUAUUGGUUUGUGGAAUAAUUACAAAGAUGCUUUGUAUUAUGUUUACCGAAAGUUACUUGAGUAA